Aureobasidium melanogenum CBS 110374 is the source of this 1131-nucleotide messenger RNA. Its product is annotated as WD40 repeat-like protein. Lineage: Eukaryota; Fungi; Ascomycota; Dothideomycetes; Dothideales; Saccotheciaceae. Bases 1 to 1131 code for a protein of 376 amino acids. The record is from RefSeq and is a predicted model, not a curated record. The transcript is spliced from 2 exons. Gene Ontology annotation, molecular function: protein binding.
AUGACUUCAAUCACUUCAAGUCAAUCUCUGGUUCUGGAUCUCCCACCGAGCUGCAUCGAGUUUUGUCCAACAUCUCGUGACUAUUUCGUCGUUGGCACAUAUUUUCUGGAGAAGAAAGAGCAAGAUGCAAGUGUUGAAAAUGCUACGGGAGAGGAGGAAGAGAAGAGUGAAGAUACAGACAAGAAACCCCAAACUAGAACUGGUUCGUUGAUUUUGUUCAAAAUCGAGGGUGAUGAGGUUAAACUCAUCUCAACAACACCAACUCCCUACGCCAUCCUCGACAUACAUUUUUCACCCCACGAUCCUACACUCCUAGCAGUGGCAGCAUCAACGGGAGCUGUCCAACUCUUCCGGUUCUCUGCUUCGUCUCCCGCACUCUCCCCACUUUCCACGUAUCAGUUCUUCUCACCAGAGAUUUUGGUCUUGUCGCUCGCUUGGCAUCCUACGUCUUCACAUAUCCUGGGCGUCACGGCUUCGAAUGGUGGUGUGUAUACUGUGGACGUUUCCGUAGCGGAAACAGGAGCACAAGACACAGCCAAAGAAAUCCUGGUCCAUGAGUUAGAAGCUUGGACUCUUGCUUUUUCGCAUACGGGAAAGGAAGUUUGGUCUGGUGGCGAUGAUGCUACGUUGAGAUUCUCAACUUUACCUCCCUUCUCUACCUCUGAGGAAGAAGAAAACUUCCUCCCAACUCAAUGGCAAGACCGUCGCGCCCACAACGCAGGCGUAACAGCCAUCCUGCCCCUGGCCAACGAACCCAACAUUUUAAUCACAGGAAGUUACGACGACAACAUUCGCAUUCUUUCCUGUCCCCAAAUCGGCAGGAAACAAGUUCUGGCAGAGGAAAACCUUGAAGGCGGUGUCUGGCGCCUUAAACUCCUUACUUCCUCACCCAACGAUGGCAAGUAUAUGGUUCUGGCAUCUUGCAUGCAUGCAGGUACGAGGAUCGUUGCUGUGACGAAGGAUGAAGGUGGUGAGUGGGGCAUUGAGGUAUUGGCGAGGUUUGAAGAACACAAGAGUAUGAAUUAUGGUAGUGAUGUGCAGCCGGGAUCUACAGAUGGUGGAGAGCAGACUGUCAUCUCGACGAGCUUCUAUGAUAAGCUGUUAUGUUUGUGGAGGUUUGAUCUGUCUUGA